CGAUCUAUCACAUCGGAGAUGUAUUGCUUGUCUCAACAUCCACCCCUUGCGCCCGCAUAUUAUGGCGCGUGGACACCCAAGCUCACAAUCCGGCCACCAAGGCCUUGGUGUAAUAGCGACUCAAUAGUACACACUUAUUUGGGAAAAGGCGAUCUGCAUCCUGUCCUCCCCCUACAGCAUACAUGAAGGUGGCGUCCCGCCUCAAAUGGCAGUACAGAUGUCUCAGCCGUACUCUGCUCUGUUUGUUGUCUUUGAGAGUGGGGAUUUUGUUUCGGUCGCAGAGUUGGGUCAACGGGGGGAAAUAAGUUGGGAACGCGGAAUCGAUUUGGCGCCGCCACUCAGCCAUUGCCCAGGAACGCCAUAUCAUGAGAAGUGACUGUGCAUUGACAUUUAUAGGCAUGAGUGAGUGGGGUGCCAUGUGUUACGGACGAUAGAAGCAGGCCCCUCCCCAAGGAGAUUGAUUGCAAAAGCACCCCUUCUUGUCUUUCUUCCUUGCUCCCAGUGACCCUUCUUUCAGGCACGCCAAAUACGAAGACAUCAUCUCCUUGAGUUGUCGAUCCGGUCCACUCCUAACAUAAACAUCCUCCAUUGAUAUCAUGGCAGAUGCACAGAAGCAAAACGUGGCCGAGAGCACUAGCUCCGACCAGCACCUGGAGAAGGGAGCUGGGCUCGGUAGCUCUUCUGGAAUGGGUGGCACCGACCAUGAUGAGCAUGAAAUGCGUAUGCUGGGACGGACUCAGCAGCUCAACAGGAAUUUCCGUUUUAUUUCAACCCUGGGGUUUGCGUGCACCUUGAUGAGCACAUGGGAAAUCGCAUUGAUGACGAGUGCAUUUGCACUGAUCAAUGGAGGCACUGCCGGCUUGAUAUGGGGCUACUUCAUCGUCUGGAUGGGGUAUAUGUUGGUGUUUGCCACAAUUGCUGAAAUGGCAUCUAUGGCUCCAACUUCUGGGGGCCAGUACCACUGGGUGUCUGAAUUUGCACCAAGAAAAUGGCAAAGAUUCGUCAGCUACACUGUUGGCUGGACAUCUGUCCUGGGAUGGCAGACGGGCCUGGCGUCUCUUACUUUCCUGACGGGAACUAUGAUCCAAGGCCUUCUGGUUCUGAACAGGCCCGAUUACGUGCCUGAAAAUUGGCAUGGAACCCUCUUCGUUAUCGCCAUCACGGCGUUCUGUAUCAUCUUCAAUACCUUCCUCGCCAAAAAACUUCCCAUGGUGGAAGGUAUGGUACUGAUAAUCCACAUUCUUGGCUUCUUCGCCGUUCUCAUCCCUCUUUGGGUCCUGGCUCCCCGAAGCUCGCCCGCGGAUGUCUUCACUACGUUCUCCAACUUUGGGGGCUGGAAGACGACUGGACUCGCAUUCAUGGUCGGCCUAUUGUCUCCAAUCUACACUCUGAUCGGAGCCGACUCGGCCGUGCAUAUGUCCGAGGAAAUCAAGGAUGCGUCUAUUGUCCUCCCAAAGGCCAUUAUGUGGGCUGCUGUCAUGAAUGGUUCCCUGGGGUUUGUGAUGGUUAUCACUUUCUGCUUCACCCUCGGAAAUAUUCUCGAUAUUAUCGACUCGCCAACAGGCUAUCCGUUCAUCCAAGUCUUCUUCAACGCGACUCAAAGCUAUGCCGGAACAUCAAUUAUGACCUCCAUCCUCAUCGUCAAUAUUACCUCGGCAUGCAUCAGCACUGUAGCAACGGUGUCUCGCCAGACCUGGUCUUUCGCAAGAGACAAGGGGUUGCCAUUCUCUAACUUCAUUUCACACGUUAAGCCUGGGUGGAACAUACCCCUCAACGCCGUAUUGGUCACAUUUCUAAUUACCACCCUCUUAUCCCUGAUAAACAUCGGGUCGCACGUUGCAUUCAACGCCAUUGGUUCUCUCGCCGUAAGCGCCUUGCUGGCAACAUACAUGAUUUCGUUCGUCUGUCUCAUCAUCCGACGCCUGACCGGAGAUCCUCUUCCACCGCGUCGCUGGUCACUGGGACGCUAUGGCAUCUUCAUCAAUAUCGGCGCGGUACUCUAUCUGUCUGUUGUCUGGGUUUUUGUAUUCUUCCCCAUCCAGAUUCCUGUAACGCCGGAAACUAUGAAUUGGAACGCGGUCAUGUUUGGGUCUACUAUGAUCUUUGCUGUGGGUUACUAUUUCGCGGUGGGAAGAAAGGUCUACACAGCACCUGUUGAUAAGGUGAAGCGGAAUGUGUAGAAAAUUUCACGCAAGGAGCAAAAUGUAUAACAUAUUGGGAAUUGUGCUGGAAAUAUUACUCCCAACAAUCUACAUACUAUUAGAAGAAUGCUUUCAGAUAGCGAUGAAUAAUUAAAAAGUUGAAGUUGGCC
This is a messenger RNA of Pseudogymnoascus verrucosus, 2311 nucleotides long. RefSeq lists its product as uncharacterized. The record is from RefSeq and is a predicted model, not a curated record. Bases 597 to 2180 code for a protein of 527 amino acids. Gene Ontology annotation, molecular function: transmembrane transporter activity. Gene Ontology annotation, cellular component: membrane. NCBI's taxonomy places the organism in Eukaryota, Fungi, Ascomycota, Leotiomycetes, Thelebolales, Thelebolaceae. Gene Ontology annotation, biological process: transmembrane transport. The transcript is spliced from 6 exons.